CUUUGUUUGAUGCUGUGGACUAUCCGUAGGCCUUAAUUUUGGAGUCUGGGAUAGAGAUUCAGCUUCUUCUCCUACAAAGCUUUUAACUGAAUUUUCGUUUCCAUUUUUUCGUUUUUCUCCUACGAAGAACAGGGAAUAAUCAUAUAUCAAGAUCCUGAUCUCAAAUAUGCAAGGGCUACAUAUCUGCCACGUGGCACAUAUUGUGGGUAGACAAAACACUUCGGGUACAAGAUAUCCCGACCAUGAAACCAAUCAGGCGACAGAAGCCAACAUCGUAUUUCCAAAGCUCUGUUGAAUGACAAGACUAGACUUUUAACUGGAAGAGUCUUUUAAAGUUUUGAUAAACAUUACUUCAAAAAAGAAAAAGAAAAAAAAGAGAGGAAUAUGGAGAUGAAAGUGAACAGUUUUUCUGAUUUGGAUUUUGGAUCUACUGGGGCACGAUCCGCUUUUCAAUGGGGUGGCACCAUUUUUGCUUUAUUUUUAUUACUCAUGAACCGUAUGGGACAGAGAUCGCACAUGCUGACUAACCUCCUAGUAUUAUUUCUCCUCGCCAGUUUCCCAACUGUACUCUUCAAAAUCGUAAGAGGCCAAUUUGGUUGCUGGGUUGCGUUUCUUGCUGUUGCUUUGCACCUGUUUUUUCCAGAUACCUUUCCAGUUUCGCGUUUCAUCCUAUUUGUCAUUACGCCAGAUUGGUUGGCCGAUAGAUUUCGAGAUGACAUUGUACCUGGCAUCCUGUGUCUUGUAAUCACGAUUUUAGUUACCCUACUUGAAAUCCGCGGAGUAGGAGGAUUAGAGAAUUGUGAAUGCAGUUGUUAUUGUUUUAGUUAUUGGUUCGGUAUAGCUUGCUUAGUAUGCAUUACGAUAUCGUAUCUUGCCACUUAAAAGUAUUGAGAAGUUCAGUGGGAGAACAUUGUUUUCAUUUUUACUUUUGCUUGGGCUUUUCUUAUAGCUUCUCAAUGUGAAUGAACUUUUUCAACAAA
Messenger RNA from Gossypium raimondii (Peruvian cotton), 980 nucleotides. RefSeq names its product cold-regulated 413 plasma membrane protein 1. The record is from RefSeq and is a predicted model, not a curated record. Gene Ontology annotation, cellular component: membrane. The transcript has 4 exons. The coding region runs from base 385 to 882 and encodes 165 amino acids. Lineage: Eukaryota; Viridiplantae; Streptophyta; Magnoliopsida; Malvales; Malvaceae.